Molecule: messenger RNA, 920 nt
Organism: Eurytemora carolleeae
Lineage: Eukaryota; Metazoa; Arthropoda; Copepoda; Calanoida; Temoridae
Product: proline-rich extensin-like protein EPR1
Exons: 7
Coding region: 181-864 (227 amino acids)
Source: RefSeq, a predicted model, not a curated record
UGACCUGUGAACCCCUAAACUACAUUGACAUAAAUAUUUACAGGAUCUCCGACAGAUGAUUCAACAACAUCUAGAUGGAGUUCUUCAGUAGCUUCUACCACAGGUGUAUCUGCCUACUCCCAGGUGUCCCGGCCCUCGAUAGCGGAAUCAUCUGCAACCCUUAACGAUGUUAAUCUGGAGAUGCAACCCCUACCUAUGUAUGUAAACUGUGAUAUCCUUGAUGCAAGACAAUCUGGACUCCAUGCAACUAAUUUUUCAUCCCAACCCAACCUCAUCCCUUCUCAUCCUCAUCCUCAUCUUCCUCCUCUCACCCUACCCUCCACCCUCCCACCCCUAAACAUAUCCCGGGUACCUCCUCUUCAUCCGGAUCCAGAUUCUCCUGAUACACCUUCCCAUCAGUACGAGAAUAUAGCUCCUGGAGAUGUAUACUCCCCUGGUUACCUGUACUCCACUACUCUACAUUCCUUCUCUCUUCCUCCUAAACCAUCUCCAGCUCCAGGUGUAUACAAUCCUCCUAAAUCAUUUCCAGCUACAGGAGUAUACAACCCUCCUUCUCCUCUUCAUUCUCCUCCAAUGUCACCAGGUCCUAUUUCUCCACUAUUAGAUCUAUGUACUCCUCUGAACUACAUCAUGCUGGAUCUGGAUAAACAGGACUCUGGUGCACAGCAGACCAUUACAAACAACGGCACAAAGCGCCCAGUAGUUGGUUACACUACAAUAGAUUUCAAUAAAACAUCAGCUCUAAUCAAAUCUAGUAAUAAUAGAUUUGAAGACGAUGAACCCGGAGUGAGAAAGACGCGGCAUAAUUCUUCGAUUUCUGAUAUCAGUGGGGCAUUCCGAGCACAGCUGAGUCCUACAGAUUAAAUUUGUUUCUCCUAAUUUCUAGAUAUUGAAGUUUAAUAAACUAUUUCAAAUUCAAA